Messenger RNA from Orcinus orca (killer whale), 3249 nucleotides. RefSeq names its product chromosome 4 C4orf36 homolog (gene C4H4orf36). The transcript is spliced from 4 exons. The coding region runs from base 181 to 534 and encodes 117 amino acids. NCBI's taxonomy places the organism in Eukaryota, Metazoa, Chordata, Mammalia, Artiodactyla, Delphinidae. The record is from RefSeq and is a predicted model, not a curated record.
GCAGGAAGGAGGAGCGGGACCGCGGCGUGUGCCCGGCCAUGGGCGACUAGAUGGGCGCGCGCUCUGCCCUCGAUCCCCAGGGGACCGCGACCCUCCCGGACCCCAGAGCGUCGACAAAGUGAACAGAAUAUCUGAGUCAUUACAUCAGACAAUUAGGAAGUUGGACUGUAAUAAUUCACCAUGGCUUAUGGCUUGACAAGAAAGAACGCAGUGGAAACCAUUUUGAGGUGCAAUUGUUAUAAAGUACAGGAACCGUGGGAACUUGCAUUAUUCACAGAGACCUGGUACACAAACCUAGCCAACAUCAAGUUGCCUUUCUUGGAAGAAAUUGCAUUUGGUAGUUCUAUACACCUCAAAAAAUGUAAAACCAUUAAGGAUGGUGUGCUCCCUUCAGCAGAAUCCAUCCAACUUGAAAGGGAGUAUGAAAUGAAGCGCUUGAAUAACCUGAAAUGUGAGGAAAAUGUAGCCGAGGAAAUUCAGUUUUCCCUAAGGGAAAGGCCAGUUGGUUUGAGAAGACCUCUCCCACCUAAGUGACAGUCAUCUCACAGUUGAAUCUGUACUCUGUGCUUUCUGCAUCCAAAGAGGAUGAAGGACUCUGACCUACCACUGUGUGAAGUUUGGUGCAGUCAUCUGAAUGCCCCCUGGUGGAUGAGCCAGCUCCCGUGGGUUAGUUGACAGCUCUGAACAGAUCUUCUGGGUCCCAGUCACGUAUUUGUACCUUUGUAUCACAAGCAACAGUACUGUAAGUAAAUGAAAAUGUAGCUGGCAUCGAGUCAUUUGUGCUAUUCAUUUUGAUUUUUGUAAAGUUGCACUAAGGAAAGAAGAAACUCCUUGUCAGAGGCGUCCCCCCACCAAGAGGCAUUAUUUUGAAGAAUAUUUUGAAUUUUCAUCUUUGAGACUCCAAGGAGGUACCAAGGAAGGAGAGAGGGAAAUUAUUUAUAAAAUGAUUAACUUUGAAAAAUUUUGUUUGAGAAAAAUUGUAGGUUUCAUUUUAGUAACUCUCUAGUUUCCAGUUUUCAAUGAAACAUCAUUUACUAUUCUCAUCUGGUACUUUAUUUUUUAAAAACAUCUUUAUUGGAGUAUAAUUGCUUUACAAUGUUGUGUUAGUUUCUGCUGUACAACAAAGUCAAUCAGCUAUAUGUAUACAUAUAUCCCUAUAUCCCCUCCCUCUUGAGCCUCCCUCCCACCCUCCCUAUCCCACCCCUCUAGGUGGUCACAAAGCACUGAGCUGAUCUCCCUGUGUUAUGCAGCAGCUUCCCACUAGCUGUGUAUAUAUGUCAAUGCUACUCUCUCAUUAUGUCCUAGCCUCCCCUCCGCCCUCUGUGUCCUCAAGUCUGUUUUCAACUCAUGUGAUACUUUAAAGUGGCAAGUAGAACUUACUUCAUUUUUGUUCUUCUAAAAAACCGUCUUUUUUCCUUUUGCCUAAUUUCAUAUCGUCUUUCUGGGAUACCCUCUGGAGCAUGUGGAACACACAUACAUGUGUGAAAAUGAUAUGAAAAUACAAAGACAGCAUCUGUGAGGAAAACUCUUAUUUGUACAGAGUGGUUGGAGAAUGGGGAAUUAACUGGAAAGAACUGGAUUUGCAUGAACAAAUUUUCCUAGAAUUCGAAUCCAGUAAAGCACACUUGGAUGUGAAAGUUAUAUUUAAGCACAAUUUAGUGUUAGAUGAUCCAGUAGGCAUUUUAUGAUCUUCUGGUAUUUUAGCCUCAUUAUGAAAGGCAUUAUGGCAUAGUAUUUAAGAGUACAUACUUUAGACCUGGCUGCCUUCUUCAGAUCCCAGCUUGGCUGCUGCUAGUGGUGUGACCUGGGGUGAGUUACCUUAUAUCCUGAGCUUCAGUUAUCUUACAUCAUAUAAGAUAAGGGUAAUACUGGUACUACUUCAUAGAAUUGUCAUGAUUAAAUGAAAACUGCCUGGUACACAGUGAGAAUUACUCCAGUGUUAGCUAUUAGUGUGAUCAACAUUUCCUUUGUACUGCUGUAAUCUUAGUAUCGAAGAUGUAUGACAUUGGGCUGACUCUGUUGACCUUUGUGGAGACCAGAAAUCUUGAAUUUUCAAAAAUUUGGUUUUAUGCUUGUCAAUGUAUAUGUACUUGCCAGACCGUAUGACCUGAUUUUUUAAAAUUUAAUUUUUAUUUUAUAUUGGAGUAUAGUUGAUUUACAAUGUUGUGUUAGUUUCAGGUGUACAGCAAAGUGAUUCAGUUAUACAUCUACAUAGAUCCAUUUUUUUUCGGAUUCUUUUCCCAUGUAGGUUAUUACAGAGUACUGAAUAGAGUUCCCUGUGCUAUACAGUAGGUUCUUAUUAGUUAUAUAUUUUAUAUAUAGUAGUGUAUAUAUGUCAAUCCCAAACUCCCAAUUUAUCUCUCCCUCCCUUCCCCCUUGGUAACCAUAAGUUUGUUUCUACAUCUGUGACUCCAUUUCUGUUUUGUAAAUAGGUUCAUUUGUACCAUUUUUUUAGAUUCCACAUAUAAGCAACAUCAUAUGAUAAUUGUCUUUCUCUGUCUGACUUCACUUAGUGUGAUAAUCUCUAGGUCCAUCCAUGUUGUUGCAAGUGGCAUUAUUUCAUUCCAGCCUGACAUUUUAGUUCAAAAUCUGGCCACUGUACCUAUGGCAUAUCCUGAUUUUUCUGUUUAUAAACGACAAUCUAUGAUAAUCAGCUUGUCACUUAUGAUAAUCAGCUUGUCUUUCUCUUAAAAGAAGCAUGGAAAAUUUGUGUGAAAAAAGCCACUGUGUAACUCAGAAACAUAUGUAUUGGUUUAUGUCUGCUCUUAGGAGCCACCAGGGGACCUUAAGCAUCUUACUUCUCACCUCAGAGCCUUACACCCCUAGUUAGAAACAUUAAUUGGGGGUAUGAGUUACAUGCUUCCAUCCUUCUUCAGAGCCAUUGUGAAAAUGGAUAAAAUAGGUAUCUGUUUGCAAAAAGCUUUCCGGAAUUAAACAUUUUAAUAUUCCUUAGGAAAAGGUGGGAUUUGAGAAAACUUUAGCUUCCCAUCAUUCUCUUGGGAGAAAAAUCUCUGCUUGCAGCUUUAAGAUUCCUCUAAUUGUGUUUUUAGGUAUAUAUUUCUGAGCCUGCUUUAAACUGUACAUAUUUAAGUAAAAUUACAUCACAAAAUAUAUGUAAUAUGUGUAUGUACAUCUCUCUCUUGAAAUGACAUAAGAAGAGGAACAGUUUCUUACUUAUGUUUGUACUCUGGUGCCUUAUCUUGAUGCCUAACUCAUGUAGCCCCUUAAUAAACAUUUAUUGAUCGUUGA